GGUCCGAGCUGCCAGCCUCUGCUGCAAACUCUGUGGCUCCUCUUUUGCAUCUUCCCUUUGCAUCAGCCCUGCACACCGGGGUCCCCUUCUUUCUUCCACCUUUUUGGCACUUUCCUCCCAAACCAACCUUGUGGGGCAAACUUUGAUGGAGAAUUUCACACCACGCUGGAAAAAUGCCGGUUAUGAAAGGAUUACUGGCCCCGCAGAACACCUUCCUCGAUACCAUAGCCACCCGCUUUGAUGGAACACAUAGUAACUUCAUCCUUGCAAAUGCCCAGGUGGCGAAGGGUUUUCCCAUAGUCUACUGUUCUGAUGGCUUCUGUGAACUUGCUGGAUUUGCUCGUACCGAAGUCAUGCAGAAAAGUUGCAGCUGCAAAUUCUUAUUUGGCGUUGAAACCAAUGAGCAACUGAUGCUUCAGAUAGAAAAGUCUCUGGAAGAAAAGACAGAAUUUAAAGGAGAAAUUAUGUUUUACAAGAAAAAUGGAUCUCCAUUUUGGUGUCUACUGGAUAUUGUUCCUAUAAAGAAUGAGAAAGGAGAUGUAGUACUUUUCCUGGCUUCAUUUAAAGACAUCACAGAUACAAAAGUGAAAAUUACUCCAGAAGAUAAAAAAGAAGAUAAAGCCAAAGGAAGAUCAAGAGCAGGAACCCACUUUGACUCAGCCCGGAGACGGAGUCGGGCGGUCCUUUAUCACAUCUCUGGGCAUCUACAAAGAAGAGAAAAGAACAAAUUGAAGAUAAAUAAUAACGUUUUUGUAGAUAAACCAGCAUUUCCAGAGUACAAAGUUUCUGAUGCAAAAAAGUCCAAAUUCAUACUUUUGCAUUUUAGCACUUUCAAAGCUGGCUGGGACUGGCUUAUUCUAUUGGCAACGUUUUAUGUUGCUGUGACGGUUCCCUACAAUGUGUGCUUCAUUGGCAACGAUGACCUGUCCACGACUCGGAGCACAACAGUCAGUGACAUUGCAGUGGAGAUUCUUUUUAUUAUAGAUAUUAUUUUAAAUUUCCGAACAACCUAUGUCAGCAAGUCUGGUCAAGUUAUCUUUGAAGCAAGAUCAAUUUGCAUCCAUUAUGUCACAACCUGGUUCAUCAUUGACUUAAUCGCUGCCCUGCCUUUUGAUCUUCUGUACGCAUUCAAUGUCACAGUGGUGUCCCUUGUGCAUCUUCUGAAAACUGUACGACUGCUACGUCUUUUGCGUCUUCUGCAGAAGCUGGACCGUUAUUCCCAACAUAGCACAAUUGUCUUGACUCUGCUUAUGUCUAUGUUUGCUCUUCUUGCACACUGGAUGGCGUGUAUCUGGUAUGUCAUUGGAAAAAUGGAAAGGGAAGACAACAGCCUUCUCAAGUGGGAAGUUGGUUGGCUCCAUGAGUUGGGAAAGAGACUGGAAUCUCCAUACUAUGGCAACAAUACGUUGGGGGGCCCAUCAAUCCGAAGUGCCUAUAUUGCUGCUCUUUACUUCACCCUUAGCAGCCUCACCAGUGUUGGGUUUGGGAAUGUGUCAGCAAAUACAGAUGCAGAAAAGAUCUUCUCAAUCUGCACCAUGCUGAUUGGUGCCUUGAUGCAUGCCUUGGUGUUUGGCAACGUGACAGCAAUCAUACAGAGGAUGUACUCCAGAUGGUCCCUCUAUCACACUAGAACUAAAGAUCUGAAGGAUUUCAUACGUGUCCAUCACCUGCCCCAGCAGCUCAAACAGAGGAUGCUGGAAUAUUUCCAAACAACCUGGUCAGUCAACAAUGGAAUAGAUUCCAAUGAGCUGUUGAAAGACUUUCCAGAUGAGUUGCGUUCUGACAUCACUAUGCAUCUGAACAAGGAAAUCUUACAGCUGUCUCUCUUUGAGUGUGCCAGCCGAGGCUGCCUCAGGUCUCUCUCUCUCCACAUCAAAACCUCUUUCUGUGCCCCAGGGGAGUACCUGCUCCGUCAAGGAGAUGCUUUGCAGGCCAUCUACUUUGUCUGCUCAGGCUCCAUGGAAGUUCUGAAAGACAGCAUGGUGUUGGCUAUUCUUGGGAAAGGGGAUUUAAUUGGAGCAAAUCUAUCAAUUAAGGACCAAGUGAUCAAGACCAAUGCUGAUGUGAAGGCUUUAACCUACUGUGAUCUCCAGUGUAUCAUCCUCAAAGGACUCUUUGAAGUGCUGGACCUUUACCCAGAAUAUGCUCACAAAUUUGUUGAAGACAUUCAGCAUGAUCUUACAUACAACCUUCGAGAAGGUCAUGAGAGUGAUGUGAUAUCAAGAUUAUCGAACAAAACUACAGUCUCACAGUCAGAGCCAAAGGGAAAUGGAAGCAUCAAGAAAAGACUCCCAUCCAUUGUGGAAGAUGAAGAAGAGGAAGAGGAGGGAGAAGAAGAGGAGACAGCUUCCCUUUCUCCCAUCUAUACAAGAGGAUCCUCUUUUACACGCACCAAGAAGAUUAACAGCAAUAAAAGCUAUCUAGGUUUAAGUCUGAAACAACUAGCCUCAGGAACAGUGCCCUUUCAUUCACCUAUCAGAGUCUCCAGUUCAAAUUCUCCCAAAAGCAAACAGGAAACUGAUCCCCCUAAUCAUGGGAAAAGGAAAGAGAAGAACUUGAAAUUGCAACUUUCAACUUUAAAUAGUGCUGGACCCCCAGAUCUCAGUCCACGGAUUGUUGAUGGAAUUGAAGAUGGAAACAGCAGUGAAGAAAGUCAGACUUUCGACUUUGGCUCUGAACGAAUCAAGCCAGAACCCAGAAUUUCUCCUCCUCUUGGAGACCCAGAGAUUGGAACCGCUGUUCUUUUCAUCAAAGCAGAGGAAACCAAGCAGCAGAUAAAUAAACUCAACAGUGAGGUAACAAUAUUAACCCAGGAGGUCUCCCAACUAGGGAAAGACAUGAGGAAUGUGAAGCAGCUUCUAGAAAAUAUUCUGUCACUUCAGCAGACAUCACGGUUCUGCUCUCUGCACACCACCUCCGUGUGUCCAUCCAGGGACAGCUUCCAAAGCAGGAUGACUUGGAGUACACACCAACCUUGUCUACACUUACAAACAGGUGGCGCAGCAUAUACCCAAGCACAACUCUGCCCCAGUAAUAUCACCUCAAACAUUUGGAGUGUGGAAUCCUCCUCUGUAGGGAGCAGCCCCCAACAAACUGGAGCUCAUGAGCAAAACCCUGCAGGCAAUGAACUUUGCUGUCCUCCUUCCAGUCUCGAUUAUUCCCCUGCCCACUACCAAGUCGUCCAAGAAGGUCAUUUACAAUUUCUACGGUGCAUCUCUCCACAGUCAGAUACGGCACUGACACCUCUGCGGUCCAUUUCAGCAACUCUGGCCUCUUCUGUGUGUUCCUCUUCGGAAAACUCUUUGCACCUAGUUCUCCCAAGUAGAUCAGAGGAAGGCAAUUUCAACCAAGCAGCUGUGAGUUCUUUCAGUCUGGAAAACUUGCCAGGAUCUUGGGAUCAGGAAGAAAGGCCACCCAUUCCUACUGAACCCUUGGAGAACUUUCCAUUGGAAGUUGUCACCAGCAGAGCGGAAGCAAAAGAUAAUAAAGCCAUAAAUGUAUGAUAUCAGCACACCUGGAACAACUGCCAAUUUUC
Molecule: messenger RNA, 3535 nt
Organism: Suncus etruscus (white-toothed pygmy shrew)
Lineage: Eukaryota; Metazoa; Chordata; Mammalia; Eulipotyphla; Soricidae
Gene: KCNH8
Product: potassium voltage-gated channel subfamily H member 8
Exons: 16
Coding region: 174-3503 (1109 amino acids)
Biological process (GO): potassium ion transmembrane transport; regulation of membrane potential
Cellular component (GO): membrane
Molecular function (GO): voltage-gated potassium channel activity
Source: RefSeq, a predicted model, not a curated record